UUAAAUAAGUUCUAAAAUAUUAAGAGUGAAAAAAGAGAGAAUGGUGUUACUUGGUAUAUUUGCUUUGUUGGCAAUAUUAGCACUCGUUUUAUUCUUGAAACUAAUGUUUUCUUGGUGGAUUUCACCAAUUCAAAGAUAUCGUAAGUUUCAAAGAUGUGGAUUUCAAGGGCCACCCCCACAUUUUCCAUUUGGAAAUAUUAAAGAGAUGAAAAAGAAGAAUGGUGUUGAUUCUUCAUUUGAGUCCUCAAUGCUUACUCAUGAUAUACACUCCACUGUGUUCCCCUAUUUUUCUCGGUGGCAAAAAUCUCAUGGGAAGGUUUUUAUCUAUUGGCUAGGGACAGAACCUUUUCUAUACAUUGCUAAUCCAGAAUUCUUGAAGAAAAUGUCUAACGAAGUUAUAGCAAAGAGAUGGGGAAAACCAAAUGUGUUUAGAAAUGAUAGAGAGCCUAUGUUUGGAAAGGGUUUAGUGAUGGCUGAAGGCAAUGAAUGGGUUCAUCAUCGUCAUGUUAUAGCCCCAACAUUUUCUCCUCUUAACUUGAAGGCAACGUCAAGCAUGAUGGUAGAAUCUACAAAGCAAAUGAUGGAUAGAUGGAUUACCCGAAUCAACUCCGGAAACCCCGAAAUUGAUAUCGAAAGAGAGAUCAUCGCAACCGCAGGAGAAAUCAUUGCAAGAAUAAGCUUUGGUUUAAAAGAUGAAAAUGCAAGAAAAAUUUGUGAAAAGUUACGUACCCUACAAAUGGCACUUUUCAAGACAACAAGAUAUGUAGGUGUUCCAUAUAUCAAGUGCAUUGAUAUGAAAAAAACCAUAGAGGCAAAAAAACUUGGGAAAGAGAUAGAUAAGCUUUUGCUUUGUGUAAUCGAAACUCGAAAGGAAUCAAGAGAAAAAAAGCAUGGUAGAGAAGAUUUGUUGGAUUUGUUGUUGAAUGAAAAUCAAGUUGAUGGAAAGUAUGGGAAAAGAUUGAGUACAAAACAAUUGGUGGAUGAGUGCAAGACAUUUUUCUUUGCAGGCCAUGAGACAACAGCAUUGGCUAUAUCUUGGACUUUAAUGCUUUUAGCUAUGCAUGAAGAUUGGCAAAAUCAAUUGAGAGAUGAGAUAAGAGAAGUUGUUGGUGAUAAAGAAGUUGAUAUCAAUGUGCUUUCUGGGUUGAAAAAGAUGAAGUGGGUGAUGAAUGAAGUUCUUAGGCUCUACCCAACUGCACCAAAUGUUCAAAGGCAAGCUAGAGAAGACAUUCAAGUUGACAAUUUAACAAUUCCCAAUGGGACUAACAUGUGGAUCGAUGUUGUUGCGAUGCACCACGACUCAUCGUUGUGGGGAGAAAAUGUGAAUGAGUUUCGACCAGAGAGGUUCAUGGACGAUGUAAAUGGUGGAUGCAACCAAAACAUGGGAUACUUACCUUUUGGGUUUGGAGGAAGAAUGUGUGUUGGUAGAAACUUGAGCUUUAUGGAAUAUAAGAUAGUGCUAACCCUUCUUCUCUCUAGGUUUAGUUUUAAAAUCUCCCCAAAUUAUAUACAUUCACCUUCUAUAAUGCUCUCACUAAGGCCAGCUUAUGGACUUCCUUUAAUGGUUCAGCCCCUUUAA
Molecule: messenger RNA, 1579 nt
Organism: Medicago truncatula (barrel medic)
Lineage: Eukaryota; Viridiplantae; Streptophyta; Magnoliopsida; Fabales; Fabaceae
Product: cytokinin hydroxylase
Exons: 4
Coding region: 41-1579 (512 amino acids)
Molecular function (GO): monooxygenase activity; oxidoreductase activity, acting on paired donors, with incorporation or reduction of molecular oxygen; iron ion binding
Source: RefSeq, a predicted model, not a curated record